CUAUGUACUGUAUAGCAAUCUACUACUGUAUAGCAAUCCUGUUGAUAAUCAUGCAGGUUUUACAAUUCACUUAUCAUUGACAUCUUAUCAUCUGAUUUAUGAAGAUGAAAUCAUGUCAAAACAGAGACAUUCCUAACUGCAGUUGUCUUUACAGUAUUUUCGGCAUUCUGUAACUUCCUAAUGCUAUUUUAAUUGAUGUUGCAACCACUGUCACUUCCCCUUACUUUAUUUUAAGAACCUGAACCCACCACAUAGUCUAACCAUGCAGCAACACAACUCAUCAAACAGCUCGCUCACCGCUUUUGUCUCAACUGAAAUCCUGUUGGGCAGUACUGCACUGUCAGUUUGCUUCAUACUGGGAGUCCCUGCUAACAUAGCAGUAAUUAUGCGUCUUACUGGAUGGAUCAAGGAAAGCAGUUUCACCCCGAGACUGAUGCUAAACCUGGCCAUAUCAGAUCUGCUCACUCUGCUUUCUCUGCCGGUGUGGAUUUGGGCGCUACUUCAUGGCUGGGUCUUUGGCUUGGUCCUGUGUAAACUUCUCUCCUAUUUGGUGUACUUAAGCCUGUACUGCAGCACUCUGUGUGUGAUUUUGAUGAGUGUCCAGAGAUACCUGCAAGUGCUACAUCCAGACAAAUGGAACAAGCUUGGCAGAAAAGGAAAGAAGAUUCUCCUGAGUGGGAUGUGGAUGUUAAGCGGAGUAUUAUCUUGCUAUGCUCCUAUACUACGCACUGUAAACCAAGGCAGGGAGGAAUACCUUCAGUGCAGUCUAUGCUAUAGUAACGAUGCAGAAAGAGUGGCUACUUCAAUAUGGGAGAUUAUACUAUUUGUCCUUUUGUUCCCCACGCUGACUUACUUCUACUUUCAUCUUUACCAGGGAGUUAAUACCUCAGCUUUCUUCAGCAGUCGCUCAUUGACAAAACUGGUGACCAGAAUUGUUGCGUGUUUCUUUAUUUUUUGGAUCCCGUUUCACAUCUCCAACAUUGUGAUCAUCACUGCUGUGUUGCUGAAGAAUAACAAGCUUUUAGAAUUUGCAGAAUCUGGUCAGACUAUUACUACAUCUCUGAUUUUCAUUAACAGUUGUGUGAACCCCUUCCUUUAUGCCUUUUCUGCUCGGGCUUCACGACAGCAAGCAGCUGGAACAGAAAAUGCUUAGUUCUUUUAUUACAAAUGCUUACUUAAUUCAUUAGGUUAGAGAGAGUCUUUUGUUCUCUGAAAGCUAAUAACAGAUUAUUCUAUAUAUAUAUAUAUUCUAUAUACUAUCUUUAUAUACAGUACCAUCUUAUCUAUAUACUGUACUUACUGUAGCUAUACAAACAGAUACGUAAAAAGAAAAAACUGCUAAAGCAUAAUAGCUUGAAACAAAGCAGUACAUGAGAAAGCAAAUAGCAUGAGAAGGUUUUGUUUGAAGUUUCGUGACAUAACCUGAAGUGGACUUGUGUAUGUUUUUGUUCAUGUAAUUAUACUCAGGGUUCAAACUUUUCCAGCCUGCACUGUAAAGGGGAAAUGUUUUUAGUCUAACCCUUACAACCCAAAGCAUUU
Molecule: messenger RNA, 1539 nt
Organism: Clarias gariepinus (North African catfish)
Lineage: Eukaryota; Metazoa; Chordata; Actinopteri; Siluriformes; Clariidae
Product: leukotriene B4 receptor 1-like
Exons: 1
Coding region: 263-1153 (296 amino acids)
Biological process (GO): immune response; G protein-coupled receptor signaling pathway
Cellular component (GO): membrane
Molecular function (GO): G protein-coupled receptor activity
Source: RefSeq, a predicted model, not a curated record